GCUUGUAUGAUUACGGUACGUGCUAUGCUUACGGCCAUAUUAAUAAGAAGAGGCUUACUAACUGAUAUAUUCUUUUUCCUUUCCUUAUUACCUUCUUCGUACUGCAUUCAACUCGGAUGUGGUUUGAAGAAGGCUACUAGAAACUUAAGGAAUUUAUUCCUUUCCCAGGGUUAUCAUUCCAGUCAGUUCCAGCCCAUGUGGAUGGUGUUCCUGCAGAAGCCCUACCCCAGAGCAAUGUUGUUCCCCCGAUCCCCGCCACCGAAAGCUCAACCGGAGUUAUCCUCGCCCUUUCCAUAUCCUGGAUCCCCCACCGGUUGUAGUCAGUGUCACAGCCAUGUAAGUCCAGCCUCA
Zychaea mexicana is the source of this 351-nucleotide messenger RNA. RefSeq lists its product as uncharacterized. NCBI's taxonomy places the organism in Eukaryota, Fungi, Mucoromycota, Mucoromycetes, Mucorales, Lichtheimiaceae. The transcript has 2 exons. The record is from RefSeq and is a predicted model, not a curated record. The annotation marks the transcript as partial.